AUGCAGAGCAAACACCGCUACAAAGAAUCACUAUCAGGAUCUGGUUGUCCGAUAUGGCCUGGAGAUUUUGAGUUACUAUAUAAGUAUGAAACAUAUAAUAACAGCUACAAAGAAUCACUAUCAGGAUCUGGUUGUCCGAUAUGGCCUGGAGAUUUUGAGUUACUAUAUAAGUAUGAAACAUAUAAUAACAGCUACAAAGAAUCACUAUCAGGAUCUGGUUGUCCGAUAUGGCCUGGAGAUUUUGAGUUACUAUAUAAGUAUGAAACAUAUAAUAACAGCUACAAAGAAUCACUAUCAGGAUCUGGUUGUCCGAUAUGGCCUGGAGAUUUUGAGUUACUAUAUAAGUAUGAAACAUAUAAUAACAGCUACAAAGAAUCACUAUCAGGAUCUGGUUGUCCGAUAUGGCCUGGAGAUUUUGAGUUACUAUAUAAGUAUGAAACAUAUAAUAACAGCUACAAAGAAUCACUAUCAGGAUCUGGUUGUCCAAUAUGGCCUGGAGAUUUUGAGUUACUAUAUAAGUAUGAAACAUAUAAUAACAGCUACAAAGAAUCACUAUCAGGAUCUGGUUGUCCGAUAUGGCCUGGAGAUUUUGAGUUACUAUAUAAGUAUGAAACAUAUAAUAACAGCUACAAAGAAUCACUAUCAGGAUCUGGUUGUCCAAUAUGGCCUGGAGAUUUUGAGUUACUAUAUAAGUAUGAAACAUAUAAUAACAGCUACAAAGAAUCACUAUCAGGAUCUGGUUGUCCGAUAUGGCCUGGAGAUUUUGAGUUACUAUAUAAGUAUGAAACAUAUAAUAACAGCUACAAAGAAUCACUAUCAGGAUCUGGUUGUCCGAUAUGGCCUGGAGAUUUUGAGUUACUAUAUAAGUAUGAAACAUAUAAUAACAGCUACAAAGAAUCACUAUCAGGAUCUGGUUGUCCGAUAUGGCCUGGAGAUUUUGAGUUACUAUAUAAGUAUGAAACAUAUAAUAACAGCUACAAAGAAUCACUAUCAGGAUCUGGUUGUCCGAUAUGGCCUGGAGAUUUUGAGUUACUAUAUAAGUAUGAAACAUAUAAUAACAGCUACAAAGAAUCACUAUCAGGAUCUGGUUGUCCGAUAUGGCCUGGAGAUUUUGAGUUACUAUAUAAGUAUGAAACAUAUAAUAACAGCUACAAAGAAUCACUAUCAGGAUCUGGUUGUCCGAUAUGGCCUGGAGAUUUUGAGUUACUAUAUAACUACAAAGAAUCACUAUCAGGAACUGGUUGUCCGAUAUGGCCUGGAGAUUUUGAGUUACUAUAUAAGUAUGAAACAUAUAAUAACAGCUACAAAGAAUCACUAUCAGGAUCUGGUUGUCCGAUAUGGCCUGGAGAUUUUGAGUUACUAUAUAAGUAUGAAACAUAUAAUAACAGCUACAAAGAAUCACUAUCAGGAUCUGGUUGUCCGAUAUGGCCUGGAGAUUUUGAGUUACUAUAUAAGUAUGAAACAUAUAAUAACAGCUACAAAGAAUCACUAUCAGGAUCUGGUUGUCCGAUAUGGCCUGGAGAUUUUGAGUUACUAUAUAAGUAUGAAACAUAUAAUAACAGCUACAAAGAAUCACUAUCAGGAUCUGGUUGUCCGAUAUGGCCUGGAGAUUUUGAGUUACUAUAUAAGUAUGAAACAUAUAAUAACAGCUACAAAGAAUCACUAUCAGGAUCUGGUUGUCCGAUAUGGCCUGGAGAUUUUGAGUUACUAUAUAAGUAUGAAACAUAUAAUAACAGCUACAAAGAAUCACUAUCAGGAUCUGGUUGUCCGAUAUGGCCUGGAGAUUUUGAGUUACUAUAUAAGUAUGAAACAUAUAAUAACAGCUACAAAGAAUCACUAUCAGGAUCUGGUUGUCCGAUAUGGCCUGGAGAUUUUGAGUUACUAUAUAAGUAUGAAACAUAUAAUAACAGCUACAAAGAAUCACUAUCAGGAUCUGGUUGUCCGAUAUGGCCUGGAGAUUUUGAGUUACUAUAUAAGUAUGAAACAUAUAAUAACAGCUACAAAGAAUCACUAUCAGGAUCUGGUUGUCCGAUAUGGUCUGGAGAUUUUGAGUUACUAUAUAAGUAUGAAACAUAUAAUAACAGCUACAAAGAAUCACUAUCAGGAUCUGGUUGUCCGAUAUGGCCUGGAGAUUUUGAGUUACUAUAUAAGUAUGAAACAUAUAAUAACAGCUACAAAGAAUCACUAUCAGGAUCUGGUUGUCCGAUAUGGCCUGGAGAUUUUGAGUUACUAUACAGGGUGACUGGAUCUGGUUGUCCGAUAUGGCCUGGAGAUUUUGAGUUACUAUAUAAGUAUGAAACAUAUAAUAACAGCUACAAAGAAUCACUAUCAGGAUCUGGUUGUCCGAUAUGGCCUGGAGAUUUUGAGUUACUAUAUAAGUAUGAAACAUAUAAUAACAGCUACAAAGAAUCACUAUCAGGAUCUGGUUGUCCGAUAUGGCCUGGAGAUUUUGAGUUACUAUAUAAGUAUGAAACAUAUAAUAACAGCUACAAAGAAUCACUAUCAGGAUCUGGUUGUCCGAUAUGGCCUGGAGAUUUUGAGUUACUAUAUAAGUAUGAAACAUAUAAUAACAGCUACAAAGAAUCACUAUCAGGAUCUGGUUGUCCGAUAUGGCCUGGAGAUUUUGACUUACUAUAUAAGUAUGAAACAUAUAAUAACAGCUACAAAGAAUCACUAUCAGGAUCUGGUUGUCCGAUAUGGCCUGGAGAUUUUGACUUACUAUAUAAGUAUGAAACAUAUAAUAACAGCUACAAAGAAUCACUAUCAGGAACUGGUUGUCCGAUAUGGCCUGGAGAUUUUGAGUUACUAUAUAAGUAUGAAACAUAUAAUAACAGCUACAAAGAAUCACUAUCAGGAUCUGGUUGUCCGAUAUGGCCUGGAGAUUUUGAGUUACUAUAUAAGUAUGAAACAUAUAAUAACAGCUACAAAGAAUCACUAUCAGGAUCUGGUUGUCCGAUAUGGCCUGGAGAUUUUGAGUUACUAUAUAAGUAUGAAACAUAUAAUAACAGCUACAAAGAAUCACUAUCAGGAUCUGGUUGUCCGAUAUGGCCUGGAGAUUUUGAGUUACUAUAUAAGUAUGAAACAUAUAAUAACAGCUACAAAGAAUCACUAUCAGGAUCUGGUUGUCCGAUAUGGCCUGGAGAUUUUGAGUUACUAUAUAAGUAUGAAACAUAUAAUAACAGCUACAAAGAAUCACUAUCAGGAUCUGGUUGUCCGAUAUGGCCUGGAGAUUUUGAGUUACUAUAUAAGUAUGAAACAUAUGUAUAA
This is a messenger RNA of Danaus chrysippus (African queen), 3267 nucleotides long. Lineage: Eukaryota; Metazoa; Arthropoda; Insecta; Lepidoptera; Nymphalidae. The record is from the annotation of a GenBank genome assembly.